AGAGACGUGGAAAGCGUCUAAACGGAAAUGUCUAGGGUUUCCUCCAUAGCAAGCUAAAGCUACAUUGUGCACUAUUGUUGUUUAGCAAUAGUAAAUAUAUUAGCUACCAAUAUAAUUUCUAACAAGGUUUGAAGUUAGAUAGUUACGUUGUAUCAUUAGACUCACAUCUGUUAUUUUCACUUUUAACGUGCACUUGCUGCAAGCAACGUUUUAGCCUGCUAGCUUGGUAGCUAGAAUGACAAGUAGGAUAGACUACAGCGUGUGGGACCACAUUGAGGUUUCAGAUGAUGAAGAUGACACUCAUCCAAACAUCGAUACACCCAGCCUUUUCAAAUGGAGACAUGAGGCGCGUGUGGAACGGAUGGACCAGUUCAUAAAGGCUGGGGAGGACCUGGAGAAGGGGCUAGCUGAAUCUAAGCGCAAGUUGACUGAAGCACAGAAGAAGACCAAGAAUCUGUCCAGUUCAGUCACGGACGAUGCCAAAGCCGAGCUGAGCAAGGCACAGGCCGAGGAGAAGAGGCUGAAGAAGGAGGAGCGAGACUGGGAGAAGAAACUGGAGGACCACCGGCGGGAAGAGAAGAAGAUGCCAUGGAAUGUAGACACACUCUGCAAGGAGGGCUUCAGCAAGAGUGUUAUGAAUGUUAAGCCAGAUGUGAAGGAGGAGACCGAGGAGCAGAAAGAGCAGAAACACAAGACCUUUGUGGAGAAGUAUGAGAAAGAGAUCAAACACUUUGGUAUGAUGAAACGCUGGGACGACAGCCAGAAGUACCUAUCAGACAACCCUCACCUGGUGUGUGAGGAGACUGCCAACUACCUAGUCAUCAUGUGCAUUGACCUGGAGGUGGAGGAGAAGAAAGCGCUGAUGGAGCAGGUGGCCCACCAGACCAUAGUGAUGCAGUUCAUCCUGGAGCUGGCUAAGAGCCUGAAGGUGGAUCCCCGCGGUUGCUUCCGUCAGUUCUUCGACAAGAUAAAGACUGCAGAUCAGCAGUAUCAGGAUGCCUUCAAUGAUGAGCUGGAGUCCUUUAAGGAGAGGGUGCGCGGCAGGGCCAAGAUCCGCAUCGAGAGGGCCAUGAAGGAGUACGAAGAGGAGGAGAGACAGAAACGCCUGGGGCCCGGAGGACUGGAUCCUGCCGAGGUGUAUGAGUCCUUACCUGAGGAGAUGCAGAAAUGUUUUGACGAGAAGGACAUUGCCAUGUUGCAGACUGUCAUCACGAAGCUGGACCCAACGGAGGCUAAGGUCCACAUGAAGAGAUGCAUCGACUCUGGGCUGUGGGUCCCUAACUCACGGGCAGACGAGGGAGAUGACAAGGAGGAGGAUGCUACUUAUGAAGAGCUGAAUAAGGAGAUGGGCGAACAGAAGAUAGAAUGAUUGACAUGAAUUGACUUUACGAUGAUGAUAUUUUCAUCUAUGUAGUCGUCACUUCUAUUGUUACUCCCAAUGUUUUUUCAUGAAUUUCUCCUUAGCGCUUUGGAACAAUGUAACCUCUCUGUGGCGAUGUCCACUCUUUGUGGACAACAAUAUCACACCAAUAUCACUUGCUGAAUGCUCUUCUUUUUUUUAAACAAUUCUUGCUUGGGCCUUAUUAGUAAAGCUGUAUUCUUAAACGUG
Molecule: messenger RNA, 1609 nt
Organism: Oncorhynchus tshawytscha (Chinook salmon)
Lineage: Eukaryota; Metazoa; Chordata; Actinopteri; Salmoniformes; Salmonidae
Product: hsp90 co-chaperone Cdc37
Exons: 8
Coding region: 236-1369 (377 amino acids)
Biological process (GO): protein folding; protein stabilization
Cellular component (GO): cytoplasm
Molecular function (GO): heat shock protein binding; protein kinase binding; protein-folding chaperone binding
Source: RefSeq, a predicted model, not a curated record